AUGGUCAAACUUUUAAUCUAUGGCUUGGAGGCAAGUCCACCCACGCGCGCCUGUUUGCUGGCACUCAAGGCGCUGGAGUUGCCCUAUGAACUGGUGCACGUUAAUUUGCUUAAUGGAGAGCAUUUGACACCCGAGUUUCUGGAAAAGAAUCCUCAGCAUACGGUGCCAAUGCUGGAGGAUGACGAGGGUUGCAUUUGGGACUCGCAUGCCAUAAUGACUUAUCUGGUGUGUAAAUAUGGCAAGGACGAUGCACUGUAUCCACUGGAUCACCAUCAGCGCGCCAUUGUGGACCAACGGCUGCAUUUCGAUUCGGGUCUCAUGUUCACUGGCGCCUUGCGCCCGAUAACAAGAGGUAUUCUCAUGCUGGGAGAAACUGUCGUCGAACAGUCUAGAAUCGAAGCCGUUGCUGAAAUCUACGAUCUGGUGGAACUAUUUUUGGGUGAUAACGAUUAUGUGGCUGGCAACGAGCUGACCUUAGCUGACUUUAGCUUUGUGUCGUCAAUCAGCUGUCUGUGGAUCUACCUGCCAAUAGAUGCAGCCAAAUAUCCCAGAAUCUCAGCCUGGGUGCAACGUAUGAAGGAGCUGCCCUACUACGAGGAGGCCAAUGGCAUAGGAGCGGCUCAACUGGAAACAAUACUUAAAUCGAAAAAUUUCACCAUUGCAGCUUAGAAUGCAUUUUAUUUAAAUAGAUUACUAAAUUAACACACAUA
Messenger RNA from Drosophila navojoa, 710 nucleotides. RefSeq names its product glutathione S-transferase 1. The record is from RefSeq and is a predicted model, not a curated record. Lineage: Eukaryota; Metazoa; Arthropoda; Insecta; Diptera; Drosophilidae. Gene Ontology annotation, molecular function: glutathione transferase activity. Gene Ontology annotation, biological process: glutathione metabolic process.